GCCCACAAGCAACCUUCCGACCUCUCCUCUCUCCCCUGUGCUCUCCGCCGCCGCCGUCCUGCCUCACCCCAUCUCCUUCCCUUGUCCGGCGCUCCACCCAUCCGCUCUCCCCAUUUUUGUGCGAAACCCGCGAUGGCGGCGGCUGAUUGAUGUGGGAUUUGGCGGUAGCGACGGGGGCCUCAAGCAGGGAUACGAGGAGAAAAGAAGAUGGUCCUAGAGCACGAGGCGGGGAUCCAAAAUAGAUCCCGGGAUCAGCAUCAUGGCCGCGGAGACAACGGCCUUCUUUUUUUUUGUUUGGCGGAAUGACAAAGGCCUUCUUCGACUCCAGACUGACCGCAGCCACGACGUUCCCGUGUGCCUCGGCGAGGUGGGCCAAGCUGGCGCAUACGGCAAAGAGCGGCUGCGGCACCAGUGGAGCUGCGGCUGGUGGUGGAUGGCCGCGAAAUCGACUGGUGGCGCCGUCGUGGAAAGCUUCCACGCUCUGCAGCCGCACGGGCCGGAGAAGCACAAUGGCGUCGCUCGCCGGAGCCGCACUCGCCUCCUGCAGCAUCCUUCUCCUCCUGCUCGUCUCCUGCGCCCAGGGCCAGGGGCAACCACCCGAGGCGCCGGAGGAGGCUUGGCCCGAGGGGCAACCACCGGAGGCGCCGGAGGAGGCUUGGCCCGAGGGGCAACCACCGGAGGCGCCGGAGGACGCUUUGACGAUGCUCUUGUCCAAGGGCGGGUGCGGCGCCUUCGCCGGCCUCGUCGCUGCGACGGCCGGCGUGGGCGACGCGUUCCGCGAGCAGAUCGGCAGCGACCUGGGGCUCACCAUCCUCUGCCCCGACGACGAGGCGGUGGGGACGUUCAUCCCGAGGUUCCAUGGUCUCACCGUCGACGAGCAGGUCGCGGCCCUCCUGUACCACGGCCUGACGAUGGCUUACUCCGAGGAGCUGCUCAGCUGGGUUCACCGGGAGGUGUUGACGCUUGAUGGGGAGCAGAUGCUCACCGUCCGUCACCACAGAGGCAGGGUGAUACUUUCUUCGUGGCCGCAGUCGACACGGAACAAGGCCAGGAUCACCAAGACGGUCGUCGACGACGACCAUCUCGCCGUCUACCUCAUCGACGCCGUGCUGAUUCCGGCAGAUCUCAAGCGUCGAAGAGUUGUGGCACUUAUCGUCAUUAUUAUUCUGGUACUUGUUGUCGGCGGGCUCGUGGCGUUAUUCUUGCGGUUUCAUGCACUUGUAUAUCUUGGUUCUCUUGUGUGCCGGCUGACAAGAUGGUGUAAGGGUCGCGCUGCUGCCUACGCUUCGGCCGCCCGUGUCACUCCACAUGGGCAAGGACAACAAGAACAUUAGUCUGUGGCCGCUUCGGAGUGCCUCGCCUCCCCGGGUCGUUCCUUCGUACUUAUUUCCGUUCGUGGUGACAGAUUUCACGGGUGUUUCCUCUGUCUUCGAUGCAUAUAGUGGUGUUCAGCGGGGUGGUGGCAUGGUCAGUUGAUGAAACUGCAGGAUCUAGAUCGUGUUAUUUUUCUAUGCAUAUAGUAUACUUAUAUAUAUCUUUUGCCGGGAACACUUUCUAUGUAUUUUGUGUUUACUUACUUAUGGAUCUAGGCUUCGUUUGAUGUAACGAGAUACUGGUGACCAUGAGUUCGAUAUGUAGUGGAGUAGUAGCAUUGGAACUUCUAUUGCAAGCAUCCGUCCAUGAGGCUGCAUUAGAUGAGGGAGGAGUUCCAUUUUAUU
Molecule: messenger RNA, 1718 nt
Organism: Triticum aestivum (bread wheat)
Lineage: Eukaryota; Viridiplantae; Streptophyta; Magnoliopsida; Poales; Poaceae
Exons: 3
Coding region: 303-1334 (343 amino acids)
Biological process (GO): plant-type secondary cell wall biogenesis
Cellular component (GO): plasma membrane
Source: RefSeq, a predicted model, not a curated record